AGCUCAAGUAAAAUAUUGUGAAUUGAAGGGCGGUGAUUGUGAUAGCAGGCGUUCGUAGAGGGUUGGGCAAUGUACUUAUAGUUUCGAUUCCGACAUUGUCAUUAUCUGAGGCUUGUGUUACCGCUGAUUGUUGUUUUCUGCUUUCCUUAAAAUUUUCAAGUAAGCGACGAGAAAAUACUAGAGACUAAUGGAAGCUGUUGCUAACUAUCCAUUUACUCCUACUGAACCUGACGAACUUGGGUUUGAAAAAGGUAGUACUUUAUAUAUUAUUGAUAUGGAAGAGGAUCCGAACUGGUAUAAGGCCCGACAAGGGAACCAAGAAGGCAUGGUACCUGCAAACUAUAUUUCUUUGUAUCCUCAUCCAUGGUACAUACCCAGAUGUAGUCGGCGAGAGGCAGAGGCCAGACUUUUAGAAACUGAUCCGGAUACGAAUCGGGACAUACAACCUGAUGGAGCAUUUAUUUUACGGCAAAGCGAAAAUGAUCCUGGUCAGUUCAGUAUCUCGGUCAAAGAGGGUUCAUCGGUUUUGCAUUUCCGUAUAUUUUUCGAUCCAAGUGGUAAGUAUUACAUCUGGACGAAUAAAUUCGACUCAAUCAAUGCCCUAAUCGAUUAUCAUCGUCAUCAAACAAUAUACGGGGUAAAAGCACUCCUACUACGUGAUUGUGUUUCAAGUAAUACUUUUGGUUCAGUUGGUUCCGGUCCGAAUGUGGUUUUUAAUAACCCUAGCGUUCACACAAAUGCUUCUAACAAGGGUUCCCAACCACAGGCUACCGUUGGUUCACAUUUACAUACUAAAGAGCACCCUGCUCAAAUGAAUGUGGAUUUACCUCCUGGAGUGGUAUUAACAAAUUUAUCGGGGCGACAGUGUGUAGCCAAGUUUGACUUCAAUGCUGAGUUUCAAGAGGAAAUGUCAUUUCGUCAGGGAGAUCGUCUUCGACUGCUUGGUGAAGAAGAUGAGAAUUGGUGGUUUGCUGAAUUGAUAACUCAUUCUUCUAGUGGUCAACCAACUUCUCAAGGCUUAAUUCCUGCUAAUUAUGUCAAACUCUUACCAAAUAAUACGUCCAAUCCCACAAUUUCUAAUAUGCGUAGUAAUCCUUCUAAAGUUCCACAACCCUCUGCUCAGAUUGCUCGUGCUACUUAACCUCCUUUGUAUAAGUAUAGUUGCAACGCCAAUAUAUGUACACUACUUUAAUAUAUUUGAUGAACCAAUUUGUCUAAUUUCUACAGCUUGUGUUUAUUUUUAUCGUUUUCUGCUUUUGUGGAUGAACUUUCAUGUGAUAACUAUAUGGUAAGUGAUAGAAACUCAUGCUCAUCUCAGUGACUGAUUCGAAGCUCAAUUUGGAUCUCAUGUGAAUUUUCUAUUUACCGAAAGUUCAUAAUACGAUCGGUUUUCUGUUAGCAAAUUUCAGUUUAAAUCUCAGAGUCAUUUGAAUGUUUUUUUUUAAAAUGAAAUAAAUUGUACUACUGAAACUAACUGGUCAUCUUAUUACCCUUAAGUUUCGUGAUUUGUAUUUUUUUUUUCAGAAUCGAAGCGUUGCUUUGGUUUUGUUUUUCACUGUAUUUUUAAAUGAAAUAUUAGUUUCUCUGACUGAUCUACGUUUGCGAAUAUUUAUGUAUGUGGGCUAAAAUGUUUCCGAUGUAUAUAUUUGGUUUUAGGUUAUGUCAUUGUUUAGUGCAUAAUUAUCCGUGUAUAUUGCUAUUAUCAACAUACGCACAUUCUCUGUAGAAAUUACUUUCUAUAAUAGGCCAAUAAAUAGUAGUUGUAUAUAAAACACGCAAAGUUUCUUCAGCAAGUUCACGUCUUUGUUUCGUUGUAUG
Molecule: messenger RNA, 1818 nt
Organism: Schistosoma margrebowiei
Lineage: Eukaryota; Metazoa; Platyhelminthes; Trematoda; Strigeidida; Schistosomatidae
Source: the annotation of a GenBank genome assembly